Molecule: messenger RNA, 5716 nt
Organism: Pocillopora meandrina
Lineage: Eukaryota; Metazoa; Cnidaria; Anthozoa; Scleractinia; Pocilloporidae
Source: the annotation of a GenBank genome assembly
AUGAAAGCUCGCAAGGUUGCAAGGGAGAAAGCUGUUGAUGAAAAUCGCAAGCUAUCGGCAGAGUACAAAAAAGUCCAGCGAGCCCAAGAAAAGAUGAGAUAAAUUUGUCCAGUAUUAAUGUUUUGGGAAGAUUUUUAUUUUCAACAUCAGAGAAUAUUGUAACAAAGGAUUAUAGGAAAGUGGUGGAGGUCCAUGUGUAGGGAGGCUUGAAUUUCAAUUUUGACAGGGUAAAGAAAUUCAAAAUAAUAAUAAUGAUAAUAAUAAUAAUAAUAAUAAUAAUAAUAAUAACAACUAUUAUUAUUAUUAUUAUUUUAAUAAGAAUUAUUUUCAUUAUGAACUGGGUAAUCAUGGUUUGUUUAAACCUCGCUGUACUUCUCUACACAAACACUUGUUAAUAUCCCCCCCCCGCACAAGCUUUUUAUGUGUUUAAACUCUAAAUGACACUUGAAAUUAAACAAUCAGUGCUUAUGAAAUCACUUGUAUAAUAAUUGCUUUCAGUUGGCCACAGUCAGGGAACACUUCAAAGACAUAACAAAUGAAUUAGAAAAUAUUCCUGUGAGUAUACUCUUGAUUCUUUAUUGUGGUUGUUUUACCAGUACCAGUAAGUAUGCAGCAAAAAACUGCUGGGCGCAACCUCCAACUAAGUCUGUAGGUUUGCAUUGAUUAGUGGUUGGAUGAGGUUUAAUUUUAUGCCAAAUUUUAUUAAUAAUGUGAACAGAAAAAUAUUCAAUUUUGUAAAAAUAAAAAAAAAUAUUUUGCAAGUUCAAUUUCGGUGAACUAACCACUUAACACAGAGCCAGUGCCAGAAUGACAGCCAUGGUCAGGCUUCUAUGCUGGUACCUAUGCAAGAAACCUGAGCGAGUGCCUGUGUUCAUUUGGUCAGUAAAGACUGUCAUAAAUGACAGUGUCUCUAAAUUGUAAACAUCAACAUAUUGAAUGUAAGAUUUGGCUAAAUAUCUAUUUUGUUAUCAUCCAACCACAUCUAAUUUAAAUAAUUGUGUUACUACCCAGUGUCUAAUUUAGCAAUAUUUUAGUCACAGGGACAGGUAUCUCAGGCACGAACAAGAAGCCCUACUGCACUUGUCAAUGGAGAAUCAACACUGGGACCAAGGACUGCAAGAAAAAGGAGGCAUGAAACCAUUGAAGCUGCUGCCAAAAUUCAUGGGAGCUCAAAUGAACAUUCCUCAGCCUGUUUCGAGGGAAUGUUUGACACUCUGCAAAAGAGAUGCAAGUUAGAUAAGUUAACAAAAUAUGUGACAGAGAACAAGCAGUUGACCAAUAGAAUAGUUUGUAAAGAGUAUAAGAAGAGUGUGUUAGAAUUUGAAAAGUCAGAUGACAACAUUGUUCGAAGUAUUGCAACAUAUUAUGCAAGUGGUGUAAUGGGGAAACGAAAGUACAAAAGUGUAAGACUGGUGCUUUCAAUGAAAUCAAAUGAAGGCAAACCAGGGAAAAGAACAAGUAUUUCAAUUUGUAAAGGCUGUAAGGUUCCAAAGCUUCUAACUUAUAGUAACCUUGUAGAACAGUUAAAAAAGAUUGACAUUGGGACUGUUCAUGAAAUUGACCCAGACUAUCUAGAGGGCUUAGAAACUGAAAACCAAGUCAAUGGUGCAUAUAGAGACUUGAGACAAUACCUCCCAAUGCUUGCCAAAUUUUAUCUUUCUCAGAACAGAAAAGAAAGUCUGAAAGGCUUUGCAGAAUCAACAGGCACUUUUCAAAUUGCUCUUGGUGGCGACAGAUGCCCAUUUGGCAAAUAUGAGAGCGCGUGUUCUUUCUUAGUCAGUUUCCUCAAUGUUGGAAGAAGGGUGGCAUCAAGUUAUGAUAACUUUCUAAUUUUUGGUGCCAACUGUGAUGAAAGCUCUCCUGUUACAAAGAAAUAUGUGAGGUCAUUAUUACCUCAAAUUGCAGAGUUAGAAAGAACUGAAUAUGAAUUUGAAGGCAUGAAAUAUAGGUUUAAGCUGGAGGAAUUGCCAAAUGACAUGAAGAUGCUUGCCAUGUUGGCAGGUGAAUUAACUAUUAGUGCUAAGUAUUUCUCACCCUUUGCUAAUGUUUCAUUAGCUGAUUGUAGGGAUGUCAAGGGUACAUUUAGAACUGAAAGUUCAAACAAGUGGAAGCCAUGGAGUUACAAGCAAAGAGUAAAUGUUGUCAACAAGGUUGAAGCAUUUAACCCUUUCCUUCCCAGGUAGCCCUGCAGGGCUACCUGGACCACACACAAAAAGCUCCAGGCGUUCCUCGUGUUACAACCGUGAAGUCGGAGUCUGGGUACGAUUAAAAGCCAUCAGUGUUGUUUUGAGUCUUAUUCUGGCUAGUUUGGGACGUUUUCCUCGCAAUUUUUUGCCUUUCUCGGAUAGUUACACCUUUCUUGUUUAUCAUCAGGAUAUUUAAAAAUGGCGACUUGUCGAAUUCGAGAAAAUUUGUCUGUAGAAGAAGUUUUAGAGCGGCUAGAUGCGAUGGACGCCGAUCCAUCGAUCGCUUAUGACUCGUCUGAGUCAGAGAUCGAAGAUGAGGAAGUUGUGGCCGUUUUUCCUGAGAAUUCAGUGGGAAUUGAGGAUAAUUCUGGCGACAGUCCUUCUUUAUCGGAUGAAGAAUGCGAGUCUUCGAGUGAAAGUGAGGUAGAUCGUCGUGAAUAUGUGAGAGAACAGCGACAAGACAGGUCUCGACAGCUUCGAGAAGCCAUUGGCAGAGCACGUGGGUCGAAGAAGAGGCCAAGGAGCGGUGAGAGCCAGAGGGAGGAGAGGAGGAAACCGAGGAGCCAGAAUCCAAGAUGGCGGCCAACAAUAUGUUUGGUUAGAGGAAAACAGCAGGAGAAAUUUAAAACAGUUUACAAGUGCUGUUGGGCCAACAAGACGAGGUGAGAGGAGGCAGGCAAGUGCUCUUGAGUACUUUGAACUGUUUUUUGACCACCAUGUGUGGAAUUUGUUAUUGACAAUGACAAACCUGAAUGCACAAAGGAAGAGGGCUGCUGGUACUGAUGGUGGGGCCUGGAAAGAUGUGACCCUGGAAGAACUGAAGGCAUUCUUUGGACUAAACAUUGCCAUGGGAAUUGUGAAAUUGCCUGAGGCUAAAAUGUACUGGCAGCAGAAAUGGCUUACUAAUGUUCCUGCCUUUGGUCAAGUCAUGCCCAGGAAUCGCUUUUCCAGAUUUUGCGCUAUUUGCAUGUCUCUGAUGAUGCUGCUAUUGUUCCUGUUGGACAACCAGGAUACGAUAAGUUACACAAAAUAAAGCCACUAUUGGAACUGCUUUUUCCUAACUUUGAAAAAAGCUUAUAAUCUCCAUAAGAACAUAUCUAUUGAUGAAUGUAUGAUUCCUUGGAGGGGCGUUUGUCCUUCCGCCAGUUUAUUGCAAGUAAGCCAAUCCGUUUUGGCAUCAAAGUCUGGGUCUUGGCAGAUUCAGAAAGUACAUAUAUUUAUAGGCAGCAAUUGUAUAUAGGGAGAAAUCCAGGGGAAAGGGCAGAGGUGGGACUAGCAACUAGGGUGGUAAAGGAAUUGUGCACUGGAUUGGAGGGUUUUGGCCAUCAUUUAUAUACUGAUAAUUUUUACACAAGCGUGGAUCUUUAUCAGUAUUUAUUUGAAAACAGUAUUUAUGCUUGUGGGACCAUCAAGGGAUCGAGGAAGAAUUUUCCGAAUGAAAUAUUAUUUGAAGGGACCAGGGGCUUGGCCAGGGGCACAUAUCAAUGGCGGAUGUGUGGUCCACUUCUUGCUGUUGGGUGGCUAGACAGCAAAGCUGUUUAUUUUUUGUCUACCAUUCACCCCCCUGAAUUUCCACGUCGGGCAAAUGCUGAGGCAAGGGUUGUUCGGCGAAGAGGGGCGGGAGAGGGAGGGGAAAGUGGAGAUGUCCCUUGCCCACCCUUGUUGAAGGAUUAUAAUAAUUGCAUGGGUGGGGUUGAUCAAGCUGAUCAAAUGCUAAGGUAUUACACUUGUAUCAGGAAAACAGUGAAGUGGUACCGUCGUGUUCUUUUCCAUGAGGUAGAGGUGGCCAUUCACAAUGCCUUUGUCAUUGAAUGCCAUGAAAGGGAGGGAACAAACAGACCUAGGAGGGUUGCUUUGGACUUCAGGUAUGAGUUGGCCGAGGGUCUGAUAGGGAAUUCCCGUACCCAACCAAAGACCCCAAAUGCGCCACGAAAUGAGGAGUUACGACUCCAAAAUGUGGGUGCACAUAUGCCAGAAAUGCUUGCAACUAGGGGAAAUUGUGCUGUUUGCAGCAAAAAAAUAAGACUAUCUCAUAAAAAUGACUUCAAAGAUGUUCCCAAGGAUAGGUCACCCCCAGUUCCAUAUGUGCCACGCCCAAGCAUAUUUUGCAGGGUGUGUAAUGUUUUCCUGUGCAUCCAGAAGGAUCACAACUGUUGGGGUGAUUAUCAUUCUAAAGUAGAGUACUGGAGAUAGAAUUAAUUUUGUAGACAAUUUUACCUUGCAUUUUAAACAUUUGGGUCUUGCUACAGGCUUUGUAAAUUGAAAAAUGUUAAUUUUUUAUAUUAAAAUAUAUUUUUUAUUAAGUUUAUUAAUAUUUUAUUAGAAGCUGUGACUAUAUGACACUGUAUUAAAUGAUAUAUUCUUAAAAAGAAAUGUCUAAAGUUUCAUUUGAUAUCUCAUUUAUGGUAGUAUGUUGACCAUUAAACAACUUAGAAACAUUUAUUUGUUGGUCCUCUUGUAUCCUUAAAAUCCACCCCCGGGAGCCUGGGAAUGAAAGAGUUAAGAAAAGAGUAGCACUAGAAAAAAUUUCUGAAAAGACAAAGAGAUCUAAAAUUACUGAUUAUAUUGCCAAGCAAAGUAGUAGACAGGAAUUUUUGCCUCUCUUAGGUUCUUAUAUUGACAAAGCUCAUGUGGAACCCCUUCAUCUAAAGAACAAUGCUUGGCAGUACUUCUUUAAAGCAGUUUUGACAGAAGCUAUAAGAAAAUCUAAGCUGCCAGCUGAUUGUAAAAAGUUUUCAGAGGUUCCAGCUGAUAGCCCUUUUGCACAAGUAAUUACAGCUUUACAAACAGAAGUAAAAGCCAGGCGCCUUGCAAACAAGACCAAACAAUGGUUUAAUGAAACUCAAGGGUCUGGAGCUGAUUGGCAUUAUAGAUUUACCGGAAAAGAUUCCCGCUGUUUUUGUCAUAACUUCAUGAGACUAAUCAAGUGGCUAAGGUGUGAAAAAGACUCCAGUAAAGAACGUCAAACAGUUCUUGCUUUAGCUUAUUUAGGUGUGAGGCUAAGGGACUGUGUUUCUCUCUUUAGUAGAUUUGAGAUAACAUCAGACCACAUUGAUCAGCUUUCUAUUGCCUGUCAUGAGUAUUUUAAAGUAAAUUCAUUGUUGUUGCCAAGUUCUGUAAAUCCUACUGCCUGGACAUUGGGUCACAUUGUCCCGGCUCAUUGUCGUCAAGUGCUUGAAAAGUAUGGCCAGGGGUUGGGGUUGGUAACCAUGGAAGGACGAGAAGCGAAGCAUAUUUUUCUUAAAAAAUUAGGUGAAAAUACAACAUAUCAAAACAGAUGGGUUGAAAUAUUUAGACAUGAAUAUGUGAUGCUGAUUUGGCUACCUCAGCAAGGUUUUCAGCAGCCAGAAGCUGCAUGCAAAAAUGUAGCCUACAUCCCAGAGAGGGUAUUCAAUGAUCCAUCUUAUUGCUAUUGUGGUCUGUUAAAGGCAUGUCCUGAGGAUGCUAAGUGCUGUGUCUGUGGAGACCCAAUCAUGAAAUUUAUUGAGCAAAGUGUAAAGGACGGAAGGAUUGCUCCACAGCUUUUGUAA